CAGGUCUGUUGGUAUUCCCCUUCAGUAUGUUUAAGCUUACAGGAAAUAAACAGAAACAUUUUGAGUUUCGACGCACAAAGAAGUGGACAGAACACAGAGUCACUGGUUUGUCAUCUGUGAAUGUGGUCCAGGAGGAUUUGAGCCAUGAACGUUCCAAAGUGUCCCAUUUGUCAGCAGUCUGAUAUUGGCAUUCUGGAUGGUCAGCUCGCAGUCUGCAGGUCUUGCUCUAAAUCGAAGAGGUGUGUGUUCCAGUUUUGCUUGGCAUGUCAGAGGGAAUGGCCACAUAACUCUUCGACCACCAAAUCCUGCACGCUGCCGAACUGUGCGCUCCGUGCUGCUCUCCUCAGCGACACAAAAAUCAGUGACCCACAAAGCUCGGUGAGAGGAUGUCCAUACUUCAGGGCCUGUCCAGGUUGCAAGGCCCUGCUUACACACAAUGGAAGAGGCUGUCCCAACAUCGUCUGCCCUCAUUGUGGUAGACACAUCUGCUUCCGGUGUCUGCGUGAAAGGUGCUUUGGGGAAAUAAAUAUUGGCGCCUUUGCGCUUCUUAGACGGUCCUUCAUUUUAGAUGAUGUAAGUCCAUGUAGAGUGGUGGACAACAAGCAGAAUCUCACAGUUUUGGGACUGUAAUGAGAAAGUUUUGAACACAAAAAAGAUGAAUGACACAAUGCUGAAAUCUUACGUAAUGAAAAACACCCAGUUAAGGCCUAUCCUAUGCGAUUUGUUAAGGAAUACUGUAAACAUGUUAUUGUAAGAUUUGCUAUUCUUGUACAUGUUUAGAAACACUGAAAAACACUAGGUGCGUUCCAUUCGACCGUAAGUGGACAGCGAAGUGCACUUCACAAGGUAUUUCGCCAUCUUAAGUGAGAUUCCAAUCCGAAGGGAAUGAACAUCUUUAGUUCAAAGGGCACUGCAAAUGGCAUAGGGAAUAAGGGAACAUCGAUACAUUAUUUCACAGGAAGUAGAGAGCGAAAAUCAACCAACUGUCAUUGUGCACCACGUCACCAGUUUGAACUAACCAUAUUCAAAGCCGUUGGAAGAGAUUUUAAAUUUGAGUAUUUGAGUAUUCAUAAAUAUUGUUAUUAUUAUAUAAGCUAGAGUAUUUAUGAACAGUUGGUGUGAUGAAUGCUACAUUUUCCUAGUCUAUUGUAUGAAUAUCUACACAAAUGAAAAGUGUUGAGAAGCAGUCUAAUAAACGUAUACAAUAUUUAAUAUUGUAAUUUACAUCAUAAUCUGCGCGACCCCGUUGUUGCCUUUCUUUGAUGACGUUGCAGGGCAUUCCAAAUGAGCGAUUAUUGUCAGCAAAGUCCACCAUAACUGAUCUACGGUGUUCAGGGAUUAGGGAGCUGUGAACACUGAGCAGGGACCUUGUCGAAUGAAACCCACCUUCGAUUUAACGAAUGUAUCCUGGAUUAUUUAGAAAUUUUUCAGAUUAUCUUUUUUUUCCAAAUAUGAAAUGCUAAAUAGAAAUUAAUAUAAAUAAACAUCUUUUUGAAAUCUUACAAAAUCUUUGUUAAUACACCAAAAUUAUAAUCUUUGUAAUAUUAUUAUGUAUGCAUAUGUAUACUUGCAUAACAGCAACUUCUGAGACACAGCACACAGUGCAGUUCACACCUUACUUUUACAGUCUCAUCACACCCCCUGCUCCCCCUCACCCAGAACUCACUGUUUGGCAUCCUUUUAAGUGUCUCGGUGCGCCUGGUAAAAUGGUCUCAUUCUCCCAAAUUUAAUGAAAUGCUACAAGAAGAUGUAAAGUUUGAUAAAAGUUAUGUGACCCAUAAAGGUGUUCCCUCCCCCAGAUCCUCCAUUAAAACUAUCUGCUGUAUCUAAAACAAGAAUCAAUUCAAACUGUGAACCCCCUAUAGGGGACCCAAAUCUAAUUAUAAUGACAAGACUAUUUGGUAAAGAAUAUUGAAAAUCUGGGUUUAUAAGGAAAAGGAGCAGAAAAGUUUGAGGAGUCUGUAGGUUGACUGCCCACACUACUGCUGUGUGUGAUUUUCAUUGGUAAUCAUUUUUCCAAAUUCCAUGAUUUCUGAAUUGUUGAUCUGAUAUGAUUUACUGUUGAUUUCAUGAAUUGGAUUUUGAAUUAUUGCUUGAUUACUUGGUCAAUAAAUUGUAAAUGUUUGAUUUUA
Messenger RNA from Pimephales promelas (fathead minnow), 2132 nucleotides. RefSeq lists its product as uncharacterized. NCBI's taxonomy places the organism in Eukaryota, Metazoa, Chordata, Actinopteri, Cypriniformes, Leuciscidae. The record is from RefSeq and is a predicted model, not a curated record.